This is a messenger RNA of Effrenium voratum, 2445 nucleotides long. The record is from the annotation of a GenBank genome assembly. Lineage: Eukaryota; Dinophyceae; Suessiales; Symbiodiniaceae.
GCCGAAGGCUUUCUCUAACAAAUGGCCUGAUUGUCCAUCAUCAGUUAUGGAGGCGGAAUCGGAUCAAGGCGAGGUCUCGUCGCUGACGAUUGUGCGGCAGUUUCUGGAAAAGACCUGUGGGUCAGUCCUGAAAGCCUGGUUGAAGCACCUCGAUGUAGAUGUUGAUUACAGGAUCUCGAAGAUCGAAUUCAUGGAGGGAAUGCGGCAGCUCAACUACACACCGCAGCAGCUUCCACGACUCUUCGCUGGAAUCGACCAGGAUGGGUCCGGCGAGAUCACCCUCGAUGAGAUCGAUGAAGAGGAGAUGGCGUUGUGGAACAGAUUCCGGUCCUGGGCUGUUCAGACCUUCUACAGUGUCGAGGAUUUCAUAGUGACCCUUGCCGCCGAUCCCAGCAGCUUGACAAGCCUGUCUGCGGAGGUGUUCAGCCAUGUCACGGAGGAAAAGUUCUGCGCUCGCCUCCCCGAACUGGGGUGGAAGCAGGCGAAGGCGGGCGAGGAGAAGCAUUUGUUCAGCGCCUUAGACUUUGAUGGCGAUGGCCUGGUGAAGCCUCACUGCCUCCGCUGGCUUGGCAUCGAGCUGAAGCGCCUACACAAGAAGCGUGCCGCCAAAGAGAGUGCCAACAAGAAGAAGGCGACGCCCAGCAUUUCGCACGAGCGGUUGGAGCAACAGUUUUUCGAGUUCAAGGAAGACCUUCGGAGAAGGUACGGCGGCGGAAACUUGGUCCGCGCCUGGCGCGCCGCAUUGUCCGACACCAUGAUCCUGCCCAAGACUCGCUUCCUCAAGGCGUGUGUACAGCUGGGCUACGCCAAGAAGGCCAAGGAUCUCUGGAAGAUGUUGGACCGGGACGGCAGCGGCUUCGCCUCCAUCGACGAGCUGGACCCACGGAGCGCCCAGGCGCUCGCCUACUUCAAGAAGACCUUGGACCAGAACCACUUUGCCGGGAUCUCCGCGGCCUUCACGGCGCUGGACGUGGACGGGGCGCGGAAGAUCCGGCGGGCGCAGUUCCGCGCGUCGCUGCGGCGGCUGCAGUUCCAGUGCCCGGAGCUGUCCAACGAGCUGUUUGACAGCCUGGACUUGAACGGGAACCACGUGAUUGAAGAAGACGACCUUCAGUUCCUGGAGAAGUGGCACCCCCUGCCCUACCUCACCGUUGAGCCCAACAAGAGGGCCCGAGACGAGUUCAAGAAAAUGCUCCUCCAGAAGUAUUCCCGGCCCAUGAAAGCCUGGCGGCAUGUGCUGGACCGAGAGGGAAGCAACCGCUGCAACUGGCACACCUUUCUCUACGCCUCCAAGAUGAUUGGCUUCCAGGGUGAUGCGGCCGGCGCUUGGCGAGCGCUUGACGACGACCUCUCCGGGUACAUCACUUUGAAGGAGCUAGACUUUGAUGCCCACAUGACGCUGGUGGAGUUCAGGACCUGGGCCUCCGAUGAGUUCGGCUCCUGCCGGGGCGCCUUCGACAUCUUCGACGGGGACGGGUCCAACAGCCUGACCUUCCAGGAGUUCCGGGCUGCGUGCAAGAUCUACGGCUUCGAAGGCCAGACGAAGCAGCUCUUUACGGCGAUGGAUGUUUCGGCAGAGGGCACGCUCUCAGUGAAGGAGGUCGCUUUUCUGGACGACUGGAUCGAUGACCCGAAGGAAGUCGCGCAGGCGCGGAAGAGCAUCGCGGCCUAUCUGUUUUCCACCAACGGCGUCAACCUCCGUGGCGACCCCUCGCGGCGGGGAGCCCUCGCCGUGGGCUUCGAGAAUGUCAAAGAGAUGCAAAGGAAGCUGCUUGAGAUAGAAAGGGCCAAGGAGCUGGCGAAGCAGUGGCAUGCUGCCGUGGAGAACCCCAUGAAGCUGGUGGAUCUGUGCAGGAAGCAGAUGACAUUCGAGGUCUCAAGCUUGAAGCUGGACUCCAGGCGGCCGAUCCGGACGGUGGCCGAGAGCUACAGGCGACUGGAGGGCCCUGACCACUGCCUCAACUUCUUCCUCAAGCAGGCGGAGCCAAAGGAGGUGAGCAUUGAGGUCAAGAAGCCCAGCGAGGUGCGAAGCCAGAAGGAUGCGCCGGAGAUGUUGCUGCCGCCAUUGCCACUCGCAGCCGAGAAGCAGGAGAUGGACCCUCAGGGGGGCGAAGGGCGCGAGUGGCCGAAGGUCGUACAGCGGCGACGACCAAUGGUUCUGAAGCCGUCCUUGGACGAGCUUCUGCGGUGAGCCUUCAGUGUGGAAGCUCUCCCAAGGUGGCACCAAGGUGACCAAAGAGAGAAAGCUCCCAGAGAUAGUGGUUCCGAAGAGGUGAACAUGGUGGUACGCGUUGCGCUUGAGUCUGGCAAAGCCAUGCUCAGGCUUUAAUUGUUUCGGAUGGUUCCAGCCGCAACCUGCGUUGGAACCUGGAACGUCGUUGGAUGGCUGAGCAGCAUCCACAAACCCUCCCCUCUUGCCAACAAUCGUGAAAGUGGACAGGAGGC